AAUUAAUGCAGUUGUCGGUAUAAAGUAGCAGCGACAUAUCAGCCGCCACACUCGCAACAUGCAAAACAUACUCGUGUUGAGUGUCAUCAUACUGCACCAUGUCAACUCAUAUUCUUGUCGAGCCGUCAAUAAAUUGCAACAAGCGCUAGACGACGACACCGGCGUGACAGAUCACGCACAACUCAAGCAACGCGACAGAGAUAUAACAAGUAUAUUAAAACAAUUACUAGAGCGAUCAUCAUCAGAAAUCAGCAGCGAACAUCAGAAAAGACUAGCAAAGCUAACGAUAGAACCAUAUAAUAAGAAUAUAAGUAAAAAUGAAUGGCAAGGAAAUGAUCCUUUGCAUUGGUUCGAUAAAAAUAAAAAAACAAUAGCGCCGCUGGCAAUAUUUGUAACAAAUCUACCAGAAAUUACCAAACUACCAAACAAAGAUAACAAAUAUCUCAAACAUAACAAAGAUAAAAUAACAUCUAUUGAUUCUAAACAAAAUGUAAAAGAAAAUUCAAAAGAAACCUUAUUAGAUAGAGAUUUUCAAGCAAACGUAAUGAGUGAUGUCGAUGAUGAUUCUGUGCCAAAUAUAAAACAGAUACUUGAGAAAGAUAAUUCAGACGCUAAUUUCGAAAAUCUUGAUGACUUAUCUAUUGAUGAUGUGAAUUUAUCAAAAGAAUUAAAUAAAAAUAAUCGUUCUCCGUACAUUGAUCUUACUUUUCAAAGUAAGGAGGAAGUGUUUGAUAAUUUAGAAAUUAAAGAUGAAUCAAACGGAAAUACUAUAUUGCAAAAAUCUUUACAAAUUGUAGACAAAAAUUCAGACGAUCUAAAGUCAUUGAAUCCAUCGUCAAUUGAUAUAUUUGAAGAAGAAUUAGCAAAUAGCAACAAUACUUUAAACAAAGAUUUGACACAAGAAACUAUAUCUUUAGAUAUAAACAAACAAGCCGAUGCCACACAGAACGAUGAUCAGGAAAACUUAAUAAAUCUAUCUGUAAAACAUAAUGAUUUAAAUAUAAUUAAAGAUAAUAAUGAACAUGAGUUUAUGACAAAUGAUAUCCCUUUAAAUAAUGAAUCAAAUGUUACUUUAAAAGUAACAAAAGCUAAUGAUAACAAUUUAGUUGUCACUGAAAUUGAAUCUAAUGGUAAAGAUGGCGAUAGAAAUCACGACAAAUGUAGAAAACAUCGUUGGCAUGAUUCACAAAAAACAUACAAUUUGACUUUCCUAUUUAAUAAAUAAAUAAUCAUAUAAUCU
Messenger RNA from Papilio xuthus (Asian swallowtail), 1240 nucleotides. Its product is annotated as GATA zinc finger domain-containing protein 14-like. NCBI's taxonomy places the organism in Eukaryota, Metazoa, Arthropoda, Insecta, Lepidoptera, Papilionidae. The record is from RefSeq and is a predicted model, not a curated record. Bases 59 to 1225 code for a protein of 388 amino acids. The transcript is spliced from 2 exons.